Messenger RNA from Brassica napus (rape), 2738 nucleotides. RefSeq lists its product as uncharacterized. Bases 176 to 2170 code for a protein of 664 amino acids. The record is from RefSeq and is a predicted model, not a curated record. The transcript is spliced from 4 exons. NCBI's taxonomy places the organism in Eukaryota, Viridiplantae, Streptophyta, Magnoliopsida, Brassicales, Brassicaceae.
UCGUCGGUGUUUCAUCAGCCCGUGGUCUCUACUCUCGUCUCCGUCACCAUCCUUUUCGAUCUCACUGAAGACACAACGGCUGCGAAUCGUUCUUCCUCUUCGUCGGGUCAAAUCGAUUUUCGAAGUGUUCUUCCAUCAAUUUCGCCUCUCAAUCUCACAAUUCUUCACAGAAGCUAUGUCUGAGGAGCUACCGAAGAGGCUUUUUAAGGAGGGCGAGGAGCCCCGAGUUACUCAGAUCAACAACAACUGCAGGAUCGACUACAUAAUCCGAAAGUUCCAAGCGUGGCUGCCAAAGGAGUUGGAUGUCGUGAAGAAAGACCCGGUUUUUCAUCAGAUUUUUAAGCUCCAUGAGAAUGGUCUUGGAUACUCUGCGAGGGUGAUACACAGCUUCUUGUGUAGGGAGCUGGUGACUUUCUUACAGCACGAGCUAUGGUUUGUCUUUGCGAGGAGACCGCUUCGAUUCUCAUUGCAAGAGUUCCACGCCGUAACCGGGUUUGAAUGCGAUACUCACAUUUCGAUUGAGGAGUUUGAAGAGUGGAAAUAUGAUGGUGGUUUCUGGAGCAAGGUUUUGAGGAGAAAAGAUGGAACAAUUACACUCUUCAACCUGUGGACUAAGGACAAGGAAGCUGUAAAGAAAUGGAAGAAUGCAGAUCGCAUACGUCUUAUCUACUUGGCGAUCAUUCUUUGUGUGGUAUUGGCGAGAGAUGAGAAGGCUAAUAUCCCCCUGAAGUACAUCGCGGUGGUCAUGGAUCUUGACAGAGUUCGAAGGUAUCCUUGGGGAGUUGCUGCUUAUGACCUUCUCUGCAAAUCCAUAGCCAAAAAUCGUUCCCAACUGAAGGAAAAGACCACUAGCUAUGUCUUGGAUGGCUUCUCAUACGCCUUGCAGAUUUGGGCAAUGGAAGCGGUGCCAAAAAUCGGGAAGCUUUGUGGAAAAAAGCUGGAUAAGGGUUUCAAGGACGGUCCUAGAUGCAUAAACUGGAUGGGAGCUGCGAAGGUGUCAUAUGAGGAGAUCAUUCGCUUGGAGGAGAUUAUUACACCCAAGGAUGACAUCUACCCAUACAUCUCAUGGACAGGAAAUUAUGAUGUUGUCAAAGCUCAGGCGUUUCGCAGAGAUGAUGAUGUGGAGGAUGACAGAAUCAAGGUUCUGAUGGAGAUGAUAAAGAAGGGGCAUGAUUUUAGUGAGCAUGUUUGGGAAACUGAAGAAAAUGAAGUGAUUUCUUUAUCUCUCGAUGACGAAUCAGCUGUGAAUGAUGAAGCAAGCGUGAAUGUUGAAGCAGCCGAGAGUGAUGACGACUUUCAGACUCCGAAAGGAUCAAAAAACGUUGGUUCUAGAUCAAAGAGGGGUAAAAAGAGGCUUCCCGAUCGUGGUAUGGAGAAGAGAAAGCAUAAGGUUCUCGCAAGUGGCGCAAAGCAAGCUCCUUUUAAUGAAGACAUGAAGGCUUUUAUGACACAGUUGUUUGAGCACAACUUCUCUGGAAUGGAACAAAGGAUACAGAAACAGAUGGCCGAGACAUUUGAGCAGAUGCGGACAGAGCUUAAACAAUCACGUAAGGAAGCCAGCGUUGAAGUUGAGCUUGGAGAGCCUUCACCGACAAAGCCAUCGACGAGCCAGGCACCGUUGAGGAGGUCCACACGCGGGGAUGGUUCCGAGACUACAUUCGAUGUGAAUUAUAGUGAAGCAGAUGAUUUGGGUCGCGGGAUAGGUACACAAGGGGUUGAAGGGCUUUCUCAGACGUCGUAUGUGCCAGGCUUUGAUCCAUCUCAGGACAAAAAAGAAGAAGACUGGUGGACUCCAAUGACUUCGGUCCGAGGUUCAGUGGAUAAUCCAGUAAAGAAAGAAAAGACAGAGAUGAAUACAGCUCCACCGCCGUCACAGUGGGAGAAAUGGUGCAAAAGAAAAGGUCAUGGACUUCAGCUUAGCGAUUCACCAUUGCCAGAAGAUGCUUCUCCGCAGGCGUCACUUUAUUAUAUCUCCGAAGAGUCAUGGAAAGGAUUCACGGAAUGGGCAUUAAAGCCUAUACCUUUAACAAUUGGUCCUACAUGCUUUAAUUUGUCUGUAGCUACAAGAGUAGUAAGUGCUGGAAAAUGGCUUGGAAACGAGGUAAUGAAUCUUGUACUAACCUUUAGUGAAUUUAUCUUCCUAACACUUCUUAUAUGCUAUAUUACUUAACUUUCAUUGUAAAUUUUUAGGAGAUGGAUGCGGUUAUGUUUAUAUGGCGUGUGAACACUACAUUGAAUCGUUGGGCCCCUCGGCGUGUUGCUUUCAUGAGUGCUAUGUUUUGCCUCCAAGUAGACGCUGCAUACAAGAAGUUUUUACCAAACAAAAAAGCCUAUCAAUUGCCUGAUUUCCUUCUUGGGUACGGCAGAGGAGAGCUUCCAUCUCAUGGGCGGACUGAUCUAGUUUGGGGUGUUGAUGUUGAUCGACUCUACUUUCCUCUGUUUGUAAAUGGUAACCAUUCAGUUCUUUUUACAUCCUAGUAUACAUUUCUUCGUUUACAAAUUUUUGUGGACACGAACGCAGGUAAUCACUGGGUUGGUGUCUGUGUAAACAUCAUUGAAAGAAAAGUAGAAGUCUUUGAUUGCGGUCGGGGAAAGAACAGACAGUACGUUGAGAAGUUUGCUGCUAUCAUUCCUAGGAUUGUGAAGUCCGUUGCACCACAAGAAAGACAGAAGCAGCUACUCCUCUCAUCAUAUUCUAUCGUGGAUGUGCCUAUGAAGUUGAGAUUGAACAAAAGUUG